Messenger RNA from Striga asiatica, 3397 nucleotides. The record is from the annotation of a GenBank genome assembly. Lineage: Eukaryota; Viridiplantae; Streptophyta; Magnoliopsida; Lamiales; Orobanchaceae.
UCUCUUCUAUACCGCUCUCCCGUCUCCUCUUCUCAAAUUCACCCAGCCGGCCAACCCCACGCCACCAGCCACCACCGCACGUCCGCACCAGCCACCGUCGCACGUCCGCACCAGCCACCGUACUCCUCACCUCCGACGCAGUCUCCGACGCAAAGCAUUGACACGCGAUCGCGCCUCCUCCCCUCGCCGCCUCCGACGCAUCGCCGGCUCGACAUCCCGCUGCCCCCGCCGACUCUAAUUGGGUUGAAUCUGCUUGAAACGAACGCCGUUGGGUGCAGGUCGGAGAUGAAGGUGAUAGAGAAGAUCCAGGAGGCGGCGGCCGCCAACGACGGCCGGGUUGUGUUCUCCUUCGAGUUCUUCCCGCCCAAGACGGAGGACGGCGUCGACAACCUGUUCGAGAGGAUGGAGCGGAUGGUGGCGCACAACCCCACCUUCUGCGACAUCACAUGGGGAGCCGGCGGGUCUACGGCGGAUCUGACGCUAGAGAUCGCCAAUCGCAUGCAAAACAUGGUGUGCGUUGAGACCAUGAUGCACCUCACCUGCACCAACAUGCCAGUCGAGAAUAUCGACCAAGCCCUCACCACCAUCAAGUCCAACGGCAUCCAGAACGUCCUCGCCCUCCGGGGGGACCCGCCUCGCGGACAGGACAAGUUCGUCCAGGUCGAAGGGGGGUUCGCGUGCGCCCUUGACCUGGUUAAGCAUAUUCGGGCUGAGUACGGGGACUACUUUGGGAUUACUGUUGCCGGUUAUCCAGAGGCACAUCCUGAUGUUAUUCAGGAUGGAGUGGCCCCGCCAGAGGCAUAUCAGAAUGACCUUGCUUAUCUUAAGAGAAAGGUUGAUGCUGGAGCCGAUCUCAUUGUUACUCAACUAUUCUUCGAUACUGACAUCUUCCUAAAAUUUGUCAAUGACUGCCGUCAAAUUGGAAUCACCUGUCCCAUUGUACCUGGUAUCUUGCCUAUUAAAGAUUAUCAGGGGUUCCUCCGCAUGACCGGAUUGUGCAAAACUAAGAUUCCACCUGAGAUUAUGGCUGCCUUGGAACCAAUCAAGGACAACGGAGAAGCUGUCAGGGCCUAUGGGAUUCACCUGGGGACAGAAAUGUGCAAGAAGAUUAUUGCUAAUGGGAUUAGAACUCUACAUCUGUACACUUUAAACACGGAGAAAUCUGCACUGGCAAUAUUGAUGCGGGAAGUAAUUGGGUUGAAUUUGCUUGAAACGAACGCCGUUGGGUGCAGGUCGGAGAUGAAGGUGAUAGAUAAGAUCCAGGAGGCGGCGGCCACCAACGACGGCCGGGUGGUGUUCUCCUUCGAGUUCUUCCCGCCCAAGACGGAGGACGGCGUCGACAACCUGUUCGAGAGGAUGGAGCGGAUGGUGGCGCACAACCCCACCUUCUGCGACAUCACAUGGGGAGCCGGCGGGUCUACGGCGGAUCUGACUCUGGAGAUCGCCAACCGCAUGCAAAACAUGGUGUGCGUCGAGACCAUGAUGCACCUCACCUGCACCAACAUGCCCGUCGAGAAGAUCGACCACGCCCUCACCACCAUCAAGUCCAACGGCAUCCAGAACGUCCUCGCCCUCCGGGGGGACCCGCCGCACGGCCAGGACAAGUUCGUCCAGGUCGAAGGGGGGUUCGCGUGCGCCCUUGACCUGGUUAAGCAUAUUAGGGCUCAGUACGGGGACUACUUUGGGAUUACUGUUGCCGGAUAUCCAGAGGCACAUCCUGAUGUUAUUCAGGAUGGAGUGGCCCCACCAGAGGCAUAUCAGAGUGACCUUGCUUAUCUUAAGAGGAAGGUUGAUGCUGGAGCCGAUCUCAUUGUUACUCAACUCUUCUACGACACUGACAUCUUCCUAAAAUUUGUCAAUGACUGUCGUCAAAUUGGAAUCACCUGUCCCAUUAUUCCACCCGAGAUUAUGGCUGCCUUGGAACCAAUCAAGGACAACGAAGAAGCGGUCAGGGCCUAUGGGAUUCACCUAGGGACAGAAAUGUGCAAGAAGAUUAUUGCUAGUGGGAUCAGAACUCUACAUCUGUACACGUUAAACAUGGAGAAAUCUGCACUGGCAAUAUUGAUGAACCUUGGGCUUAUUGAGGAGUCCAAAAUUUCAAGGUCUUUGCCAUGGAGACGCCCAGCAAAUGUUUUCCGGGUGAAAGAAGACGUUCGUCCGAUAUUCUGGGCUAAUCGUCCCAAAAGCUACAUCUCACGAACUGUUGGUUGGGACCAGUAUCCACAAGGCCAAUCUAUUUUCUAUCGGGUUGUAUCUGCUGUUUUCCCAGGCUACUUCUUUGAUGUCGGAGACUUUGAUGUUCUCAUAUCGCUACUUCUCUUACGCUUCAUGAGGCCACGUGCACGUGAUAAGAAACUUCGUGAAGAAUGGGCUGUUCCUUUAAACAAUGUUGAAGACAUUUACGAGAAUUUUAUGAAGUUCUGCCUUGGGAAACUCAAAAGCAGUCCGUGGUCUGACCUAGACGGGCUUCAGCCAGAAACCAAAAUCAUCAAUGAACUGCUUGGUAGCAUUAAUUUGAAGGGUUUUCUCUCUAUCAACAGCCAACCAGCUGUUAACGGAGCUCAGUCUGAUUCCCCAUCUGUUGGAUGGGGUGGGCCAGGGGGUUAUGUGUACCAGAAGGCUUACGUAGAGUUCUUCUGCUCUCUCGAGAAGCUGAAUGCUCUGGUAGAGAAAUGCAAAAACUUCCCUUAUCUAACUUACAUGGCCGUGAAUAAACAAGGAAGUUGGAUAUCUAACUUGAACAAGACUGAUGUGAAUGCCGUGACUUGGGGAGUUUUCCCUGCAAAAGAGAUUAUUCAACCUACUGUUGUCGAUCCCGAGAGCUUUCUCGUAUGGAAGGACGAAGCUUUCGAGAUAUGGUCAAGGGGAUGGGCAAAGCUCUACCCUGAAACAGAUCCAUCCAGAAAAUUACUCGAGCAGGUGGAGAGCAGCUAUUAUUUGGUUAGCUUGGUUGAUAAUGACUACAUUCAUGGAGAUCUGUUUGCUGUUUUUAAGGACAUUUGAGUUGUACGUUUCAAGAAUUAGCGUUUUCCAUUUAUUGCCGUUGGCUAUCGGUAAGCAAUUCAUUUCACUAUAUGCAAUCGGUUUACUUCCAUGUAAUAUUCAUUUGUGGAUUUCCGAGUUCUCGAUAUAUGAUGUAAUUUUAGCAUGAAUUUCUGAUUGUAUUCUUAAAAGUUACGUGCCAUGGCCCAUGGCAGCGAGUGUAGUCACAGUGGCUCAUCAAGUUGGUCCAGCUCCAUUGGAAGUUAAAAUAAAAGUUCUUCUCUUUGGGUAUUUCUUGACUUUUUUUUUUUUUCCUCAAAACUNCAAAACUGCAGAUGCUUUAUCAUAUAACUAACAUAAUAUACAGAGUUCAAGUUGCACCAACUAAUCUAAAUACACACAGCAUUGGUUCUAG